AUGCCUCACACCCACUCACCAGGGGCCACAUGCCUCACACCCACUCACCAGGGGCCACAUGCCUCACACCCACUCACCAGGGGCCACAUGCCUCACACCCACUCACCAGGGGCCACAUGCCUCACACCCACUCACCAGGGGCCACAUGCCUCACACCCACUCACCAGGGGCCACAUGCCUCACACCCACUCACCAGGGGCCACAUGCCUCACACCCACUCACCAGGGGCCACAUGCCUCACACCCACUCACCAGGGGCCACAUGCCUCACACCCACUCACCAGGGCCACAUGCCUCACACCCACUCACCAGGGCCCACAUGCCUCACACCCACUCACCAGGGGCCACAUGCCUCACACCCACUCACCAGGGGCCACAUGCCUCACACCCACUCACCAGGGCCCACAUGCCUCACACCCACUCACCAGGGGCCACAUGCCUCACACCCACUCACCAGGGCCCACAUGCCUCACACCCACUCACCAGGGGCCACAUGCCUCACACCCACUCACCAGGGCCCACAUGCCUCACACCCACUCACCAGGGGCCACAUGCCUCACACCCACUCACCAGGGCCCACAUGCCUCACACCCACUCACCAGGGGCCACAUGCCUCACACCCACUCACCAGGGGCCACAUGCCUCACACCCACUCACCAGGGGCCACAUGCCUCACACCCACUCACCAGGGCCCACAUGCCUCACACCCACUCACCAGGGGCCACAUGCCUCACACCCACUCACCAGGGCCCACAUGCCUCACACCCACUCACCAGGGGCCACAUGCCUCACACCCACUCACCAGGGGCCACAUGCCUCACACCCACUCACCAGGGGCCACAUGCCUCACACCCACUCACCAGGGGCCACAUGCCUCACACCCACUCACCAGGGGCCACAUGCCUCACACCCACUCACCAGGGCCCACAUGCCUCACACCCACUCACCAGGGGCCACAUGCCUCACACCCACUCACCAGGGGCCACAUGCCUCACACCCACUCACCAGGGCCCACAUGCCUCACACCCACUCACCAGGGGCCACAUGCCUCACACCCACUCACCAGGGGCCACAUGCCUCACACCCACUCACCAGGGCCCACAUGCCUCACACCCACUCACCAGGGGCCACAUGCCUCACACCCACUCACCAGGGCCCACAUGCCUCACACCCACUCACCAGGGGCCACAUGCCUCACACCCACUCACCAGGGCCCACAUGCCUCACACCCACUCACCAGGGGCCACAUGCCUCACACCCACUCACCAGGGGCCACAUGCCUCACACCCACUCACCAGGGCCCACAUGCCUCACACCCACUCACCAGGGGCCACAUGCCUCACACCCACUCACCAGGGGCCACAUGCCUCACACCCACUCACCAGGGCCCACAUGCCUCACACCCACUCACCAGGGGCCACAUGCCUCACACCCACUCACCAGGGGCCACAUGCCUCACACCCACUCACCAGGGCCCACAUGCCUCACACCCACUCACCAGGGGCCACAUGCCUCACACCCACUCACCAGGGGCCACAUGCCUCACACCCACUCACCAGGGGCCACAUGCCUCACACCCACUCACCAGGGGCCACAUGCCUCACACCCACUCACCAGGGGCCACAUGCCUCACACCCACUCACCAGGGCCCACAUGCCUCACACCCACUCACCAGGGGCCACAUGCCUCACACCCACUCACCAGGGGCCACAUGCCUCACACCCACUCACCAGGGCCCACAUGCCUCACACCCACUCACCAGGGGCCACAUGCCUCACACCCACUCACCAGGGGCCACAUGCCUCACACCCACUCACCAGGGCCCACAUGCCUCACACCCACUCACCAGGGGCCACAUGCCUCACACCCACUCACCAGGGGCCACAUGCCUCACACCCACUCACCAGGGCCCACAUGCCUCACACCCACUCACCAGGGGCCACAUGCCUCACACCCACUCACCAGGGGCCACAUGCCUCACACCCACUCACCAGGGCCCACAUGCCUCACACCCACUCACCAGGGGCCACAUGCCUCACACCCACUCACCAGGGGCCACAUGCCUCACACCCACUCACCAGGGCCCACAUGCCUCACACCCACUCACCAGGGGCCACAUGCCUCACACCCACUCACCAGGGCCCACAUGCCUCACACCCACUCACCAGGGGCCACAUGCCUCACACCCACUCACCAGGGGCCACAUGCCUCACACCCACUCACCAGGGGCCACAUGCCUCACACCCACUCACCAGGGGCCACAUGCCUCACACCCACUCACCAGGGGCCACAUGCCUCACACCCACUCACCAGGGCCCACAUGCCUCACACCCACUCACCAGGGCCCACAUGCCUCGGGAGGCGCAUGGGAGGGCGGCGGCAUGCUCUCUUCCAUCUCCGCCACCACCUCUCGCUGCCACUCUCCCAUCGUCCGCCCCCCACGCGCUCUGGUGCGCAUGAGGGCGUGCAGAUACGCGCGCUCGCGCUGCAGGUGGUGGCGCAUGCGGGGGGAGUCCAGCUCGUGCAUCCAGCUGACACGAAGGGCGGAGGCAGAGGGGGGCACGGGGAGGGGGGCAUAGAGGCGAAAACGACCCAAUGCGAAGAGCAGUGCGCGCACCUGUACCAGUCGACCCAGCUCUCCCCGUGUAGCUCCAUCGUCGCCCUCUCCCUCCUCGCCUCGGGCGCGCUAACGCUGCGCGCGCCGCGCUCUUUCCCCCGCUCACCCCAUCCCAACCACCGCGGUAUCUGCAAUCCGCGCCUCCCCCCACCCGCAUUCCCCCCCUCCCUGCCCACCGUUCCCCUCUCCCCGCACGCCGACCCCCCUCCCCCGACUAUCACCCCCCACGGCUCCCUAAGCGGAUGCGUUGUUUCCGCGCCCCAAUCCCCCAAGUUUCCGCUCCGCCAACACCUGCCAAGCGCCUCCGCCGAGAUGCCCUCCUUCCGCGUGAGAAGGCGAAAGCGCGGCGGAAAAUCGCGCCCCAUGCGCGCAUCAGCGGCGGAGCCUCCCCCCUCCCGCGGCAGCAUUCCCCUCGGGAAAUCCGCAUGGGGCAGCCUGGGGAGGAGGCGCAAGAAUCUCCCCCCAUGCAUGGUCGCGCGCAGCACUAGGCGCACUGUUGGCGGGACGCGCGGUUCAUACGGCAGCAGGGGGAGUUUGCUCUGUGUGCGCGAAACAGAAGGUGAUGGAGGGGAGAGCCGAAUGCAUGAUUCGCUAUUGAGUUGA
Messenger RNA from Closterium sp. Naga37s-1, 3219 nucleotides. NCBI's taxonomy places the organism in Eukaryota, Viridiplantae, Streptophyta, Zygnematophyceae, Desmidiales, Closteriaceae. The record is from the annotation of a GenBank genome assembly.